Vicia faba (fava bean) is the source of this 1206-nucleotide messenger RNA. NCBI's taxonomy places the organism in Eukaryota, Viridiplantae, Streptophyta, Magnoliopsida, Fabales, Fabaceae. The record is from the annotation of a GenBank genome assembly.
AUGGCUUCAACCUCAUCUUCUUUCGAUCAAGGAUAUGUUUACCAUGGGAAUCAACACUUCAUAGAUGAUGAAGGGUUAAGGAUUGGAGAAGAGAUUUCACAAUCUCUUCUUAAUGCAAUACAAGAUUCAAGGAUUUCAAUCAUCAUAUUCUCUAACAACUAUGCUAACUCAACUUGGUGUCCUGAUGAACUUGUCAAGAUUCUUGACUGUAAGAAACAGAAAGGACAAGUUGUUUGCUCAGUUUUUUAUAAUAUCAGUCCAUCAGAUGUUAGGCAUCAGAGAGGAAGUUAUGAAGAAGCUUUUGAUAUGCUUGAAGAAAAAUUUCAAGAUAAGAAGGAAAAGGCGGUUGGACUCCAAUCUCGCGUAUCAGAUGUUAACUCACUCUUAGAACUUGAAUGCAAUGAUGUUAAAAUGAUAGGAAUUCAUGGUAUUGGUAAAACAACCAUUGCUAAAGCUGUGUACAACAAAAUAUAUGACCAAUUUCAACAUGCGAGUUUUCUAGCAAAUGUAAGAGAAAAUGCAAGUCAUAAGGUUGGUUUAGUUAAACUCCAAGAGAGACUUCUUUUUGAGAUACUUGGAGAGCAAGGAAUGAAAUUAGGCAGUGUUGAUAAAGGAAUCAAUGUAAUAAAAGAUAAGUUAUGCAGAAUAAAAGUUUUGCUUGUUAUUGAUAAUGUGGAUGAUGUGGAGCAAUUACAAGCAUUAGUCGGUGGAUUUGAUUGGUUUGGUCCAGGAAGUCGGAUUAUCAUAACUACAAGAGAUAAACAUUUGUUAACCGCUCAUGAAAUUGGUUUAACUUAUGAGGAGCUUUACAUGACCAAUUGCAAGAAUCUUCAACAAAUUCUUGGGAUUCCAUCUAAUUUAGAGGAUAUAGAUGCCACUAGUUGCACAAUGCUGAAUUCACAAUCAUUGAAAAUGUUACUAAACCGGAGUCAUGUGGAAGUUUUUUGUGAGAUUUUCGGCGCAAGUAAAGGUGCAGAUGUCACAUUAUACUUUUCUGGAGUUCAUGUGUAUAAGGAAGACGAGGAGGAGAAGAAGCCAAAUAUGAUAUUAAGCACAAGUUCUACUCCUUCUUGCCUGAGAAUUUGGGAUCCAAUGCUAUUAGAAUGUCAGUUAAACUAUAUGAAUGAGAAGAAUAAAGACAACAUAUUGCUGAGUCGUCAAGAAUUGGAGCCAAAGGAUCAUGAAGAUAGUCGCAGUGAUAAAUAA